Glossina fuscipes is the source of this 2511-nucleotide messenger RNA. RefSeq names its product THO complex subunit 1 (gene Hpr1). The record is from RefSeq and is a predicted model, not a curated record. Gene Ontology annotation, molecular function: protein binding. The transcript is spliced from 5 exons. Gene Ontology annotation, biological process: mRNA export from nucleus; signal transduction; regulation of DNA-templated transcription elongation. Gene Ontology annotation, cellular component: THO complex part of transcription export complex. The coding region runs from base 118 to 2235 and encodes 705 amino acids. Lineage: Eukaryota; Metazoa; Arthropoda; Insecta; Diptera; Glossinidae.
GUCAAUUAUUUUCUUGCCGGAUUUUUUCCGUGUGAGAUUUCGCGGAAAUUUUAUUAAUAGUUAUUUAAUCUUUUUUAAGCGAAUAUUUGUUAACGAAGCUAAGUUCUAUCUCAAAAAAUGAAUAAAAUAAUAGAAAAACCUGUGGAUUUUUCCGGUCUACAGGCUGCAUUUGCGAAAUCGUUGGAAGAGGGAUUCAAUUGUCAAGAUGUUCAAAUCUUACGAAAGUCUUAUGAUAGCUUUACAGCUAAUUCUGAUCAUGAUAAAAAGUCACCUAUGGAUCAAGCCUUCCGUGAAAUGUUGUUGUUUAAACUAAGCACCGACUUAGAGAAAGUUGGAGCUUUGGUGAAGCUUUCCGUAGAUGCUGUACGUGCUGAAAUAGUUUCAGUCACUAUACCGGUCGUUCUCCUAGGAGAUAUAUUCGAAACAGUUACUUUGGAUAAAUGUGAGCGUAUAUUUAACUAUGUAGAGGAAAUGGUUGAGGUGUGGAAGGAAGAAGUAUUUUUUUCCUCUUGUAAAAAUAACAUAUUACGUAUGUGCAACGAUUUACUACGACGUCUCUCGCGCGCUCAAAAUACCGUAUUCUGUGGUCGAAUUUUAUUGUUCCUAUCAAAAUUCUUCCCAUUUUCGGAGAGAUCAGGCCUGAAUAUCGUAUCCGAAUUCAAUUUGGAUAAUGUUACGGAAUACGGAGUAAAUGGCAAAGAUUUAGAUGAUACUUUGGAAGAUAUUGAGGAUAUACCCAUCAGGAUUGAUUAUAAUUUAUAUUGCAAAUUUUGGUCGCUUCAGGAUUUCUUUCGAAAUCCGAAUCAAUGCUAUAGCAAAGCAUCAUGGAAAAUGUUUCAAACGCAUGCUACCACUGUCUUGGAAUCUUUUGGUAGUUUUAAAUUGGAAGAUCCUCGUCCCGGUUCCACAAACAAUGAGGAUCUAGUGAAUGAAGAAGCAAGCGAUAAAAUGGAUAUUGAUUUAAAUAUAUCAGAUACCCUGAUUAAGAAAGAAAUUGAGCAAUCCGUCCGCCAGGCAGAAAAUUUCUUUGCCAAAUUUUUAACAAAUCCUAAACUCCUUGCCUUACAACUUUCCGAUGCAAAUUUUCGCAGAGCAGUGUUGGUGCAGUUUCUCAUACUUUUCCAGUACUUACAAAUCACGGUUAAAUUUAAAGCAGAAUCAAAUACUUUAACACCAGCGCAAUCCGAGUUUAUUAAAGAGACUGAAACAAAAGUGUAUCAAUUAUUGGAAGAAACUCCACCGAAUGGCAAACGUUUCGCACGUACUGUCAAACAUAUGUUGACCAGGGAAGAAAUGUGGAAUAAUUGGAAAAAUGAAGGCUGUAAAGAGUUUAAAAAACCGGACGAAUCUGUGAUCAGCGAACCGCCACCGGCUAAAAGAGAACGAAAGCCCUUAGGCGAUUGUUUACGUGACGCUACACGUCAGGGUAAAUUUUUCCUAGGAAAUGAUGUUCUUACUCGCUUAUGGAAUUAUUCUCCAGAUAAUUUGCAGGCUUGUAAAAGUGAGGAACGCAACUUUUUGCCCCAAGUAGAAACGUAUUUGGAAAGCUCGCGCGAUAAAAAUGAUACAUCGUUCGAAUGGCGGGCAUUACGUCUUUUGGCCCGCCAAUCUCCUCACUUUUUUACUUUUGUUAAUUCUCCAUCUUACAAAAUCUCAGACUAUUUAGAUGCGGUUCGUAAACGAUUAGCCAAAGAACGUUUGGACGCCGCUAAACAGAUCCCAGGUGCCUUAACUAGUAAUGGCAACAAUACUGAAAGUAUUAUGAAUUCUGCAGAAACUAGUGAACAAGAAACGGUAGCUUUGCAGGAACAGGAAGGCGAGCCAAACGAAGAGGGAGAAUUGGAGGAUGAAGAUGAACACAAUGAUUUGGAAAAACCAGAUGAGGACAACAAUCCUCAUUCUAAACCACUUACUGCCAACAAAGAGCAAGUCGAAGAGCUGGCUCCAUUAAUAGGAGACGAUUGGAAGAAAUUAGGUAAGAAACUCGGUUAUACGGCCGACGAGCUACUAUACUUUGAUACUGAGCAUCCUGAUCGUGACGGUGGUUGCGUAGCAAUGUUAGUCAAUUGGUUUGUUGAUGACGAUGAUGCUAGUCUCGACAAUUUGGCUUACGUCCUAGAAGGUCUAGAAAUAAAUACGGCAGCUAAGGCCGUUAAAGCAUUAAUUGAACGCUUAUUAAAAGCUAAACAGCGCGAAGAUGAACUAGCAGAAUCCACAAAAGAUAAAAAUAUUUAGGCACUCACACCAGACAUAUCUUACAAAUUUUAUUCCAAACUUCAAAAACUCGAAAGAAAGGAUUCACAAUAUCAAAUUUAUCACAUAUAUGGAAAUAGAGAACUCAUUCUGGAUUAAAAAUUAAAAUAUCAGCUAUGGAACAAAAAAUAAAGGUAAUAAUAUGUAGAUAUAAAAAUAAAUGACUGUAAUGUCAAGACAAAAUUUAAGAUAAAUUAAUUAUUAAGAAAGUGAUAAAAUGGGAAGGAAAAAGAGAAUGGGAGGAUAGAUGCAAUUAUU